Serpula lacrymans var. lacrymans S7.9 is the source of this 1369-nucleotide messenger RNA. RefSeq lists its product as uncharacterized. Lineage: Eukaryota; Fungi; Basidiomycota; Agaricomycetes; Boletales; Serpulaceae. Bases 134 to 1192 code for a protein of 352 amino acids. The transcript is spliced from 8 exons. The record is from RefSeq and is a predicted model, not a curated record.
GCAUGAGAACCAAUUGAAAACCUAGAAACACUAUAAGACCACCUGUUAUCAUGUACGAGGUUUCAUUGGUAGAUAUUUCCUAAUACCGAGCUCCUGAUCCCUUUUUUCUACCACCUUUUCUGCUGAAGUCACCAUGAUCUCUUCUGUCCUAUCUGUUGCCACUCUUUUGGUCGCGGCCACAACUGCCUUUCCUCUGAAUUAUUUUCUCCCUCGAGAUCCCUCAGACAGUAAAAGCUGCUUGUCCCUUCGCAACGCAUGCAAUGCCAAUGUAACCGACCUUUCCAACUUUUACAACAAUACGGCCUGCGUGCUUCUCACCGUCUGCAGCUCUCCCACUGAGAACCCAGCUUCGACGCUCAAUAGUAUGGAUGCUCCGGCGACCCAGCCACGCAUGACACAAGCGUUCUUCGAAACCUUUUCAGGAGGCUCGGAUUCUUUAACCCAGCAAGCGUAUAUCGAUGCAUACUACCACCAGAUUUCCAUCACUCCGAACGGCACAUAUCCUGCAAGCGUCAACGAUGUCAUAACCGACUUCACCAACGUUGCUGCUUGGACAGGUUCCUGUGAUUCACUCAACAUCCCGUACUCUAACUUUGCCGAUUGGCUCGAGUACUCUUCCGUUCCUGGUGUUUGCCCUGCUGUUGCUUCCUGCGAUGCCUCUGUAGCGAACUCGACGACUCCUUGCGUUCCCCAACCCGUCACCGAUAACGGCAGUUGCGCUGAGGUGGCAGCCGAAUGCGAGUUGUGGGUAACCGGUGGUCUUUUCCAGAACGAAUUUUGUGUACUUGCAAGCAUGUGCUAUGCUGAGUCUACCACGGACGUGUUGAUUAAAAAAUUGUAUCCUUCGUACGUGUCGAAUAUCCCCACAUCGUUGACAGAGCAACGUUUGUCACAAGGCGUCUUCUACAACAUUACCCAAGGAGCAGAGACUAUGACAGAGCAGAACGUGAUUGAUGCUUAUUAUGGUGCUUUGACUGGUACAUACCAGAGCCUCGGUGGACCCUUUGGAGCCGAGACCCCUGGAAAGACCAGCAACAAUGGUCCAUACCCCACAUCGACUGACUAUGUGUCGAACUUCUGGAGCAUUAUCAGCGCCUGGACAGGCAUGUGUGACACUAAAGAAAUCCCAUACGAGAACCUCGCCGACUAUCUCACUUACGCCGCUACGAGCGGAUACCACCCCACUUGCUGAUCGUGAGGCUCGGCUCUCUGGACUUUUUUUACUCUUCUAUUUUUUUCUUGGGUCUUAUCCCAUUUGGAUAAUAUUCUUUUGAGUAUGAUAUAUUCGCUCUCUUACAGCUCACCCUCUUUGUCACCGUCGAAAUAAUACCUAUCGAGAAUAAAAAUGGACACUGAAUCUUGUUUGAAA